AUGCAGCAACAGUAUCGUGCAUUUGCUCAGCCAGCACCUCAGAGGUCACCCCAUGCGACUGCACGUCGCGGUGGCAUUGGCCCAAUGAUGUCUGCAGGACCUCACCCAGCAGUUCCACUGACACAAGCGCAAAUGGCACAACAACAGCAAGCUCAGGUACAGGCAGCUGAACUUGCAAAGCGACGCAGCCGCAAACCUACCGAUAAAAACAUUCCCGACGGAAUCGAGGAUAGCAUUGUCAACCCGGAGAGCGCCCAGCGAUACAGAGACCUGAAAGAUAUUGAGCGCUUGCUUGAUGCGACCAUAACACGCAAACGGCUAGAUGUGCUCGAUAACACACAGCAUCCUACAAAGUUGACAAAAACCCUUCGUAUCUGGAUCACCAAUACUGUGCAAGAUCAAGUCUGGCAGGGCAAUGGACCAACAUCGGACUCGUUCGACUUCUCAGGCGCUGCUGAGGCAUCAUAUCGCGUUAAAAUUGAAGGGCGCCUUCUUGAUGAGGAAACCGCCACGGACGAGAAUAAAUCAAAGUCAUCCGCUGGCGACGCUUCCAACGAGGACAAUGACCACGACAUGGGUGAAGAUAUAGCUACAGCCGAGAAGUCGAGUGCUUCCCCCAACAAUCUGAAGCUGUCCCACUUCUUCAAAGCUAUGACUGUCGACUUCGAUCGUUCGCGCUUCCGCAAUGGCGCUGAACAGAGCUUUGAGUGGAAGAAGCCCGAGGCGGCUUUGCGACAUCCUAACGGACCAAAUCUUCCUGCUGCUGCCGAUUUUGACGAAAUCACAUUUAAGCGCAAUGGCGAUGAAAACGCAAACAUCACCAUCAACAUGUUUCGGCAGGAAAUACCGGAGCGAUUUGAAUUCAGUACGGAACUUGCCGACAUCAUAGACAUGAAAGCAGGCACACAGCAAGAAGCCGUGAUGGGACUUUGGGAAUAUGUUAGGCAGCGCAGUCUCCAAGAGGACGAAGAAAAGCGCAACUUUCGCUGCGACGAACUAUUGAAACGGGUCGUGAGAUCUGAUAUUGGAUUUAUUCCCAUGCUCAACGAAUACGUGGCGCAGAACCUGCGACCUCUUCUACCCGUUGCGCUACCGUAUACUAUUCGCGUUGAUGAAGAAUUUCACAAAGAUCCACAGCCAACCGUCUACGAUGUGCAAGUGACUAUUGACGACCCUUUGAGAGCGAGCCUGCAGGAGCUCAUCAACAACCCGCAGUAUUUGGCCAUGCUGAAGGAUAUCAGCGGACUUGAUGAACAGCUUGCACGUCUCGUGCAAGCUGUAUCAGCUUCCAAGGCUAAACACACGUUUAUGAAGUCGCUAGGCGACGAUCCCGCAACUUUCGUCAAGAACUGGCUGAGUUCGCAGAAACGGGACCUCGAGGUUAUAAUGGGCGAAGGCUCUAAUGGAGGUGAUAAUGGCUAUGGAGACGAAUGGCGCAGAGGUGGAAGCAACAGCGUUUGGGCGACGCAAACUGCUAGAGAAAGUGUCAAUGUCCUACUUUCUCGGCAACGUUAG
Cordyceps militaris CM01 is the source of this 1515-nucleotide messenger RNA. RefSeq names its product SWI-SNF complex subunit (BAF60b), putative. Gene Ontology annotation, cellular component: SWI/SNF complex; nucleus. Bases 1 to 1515 code for a protein of 504 amino acids. Gene Ontology annotation, biological process: regulation of transcription by RNA polymerase II. Lineage: Eukaryota; Fungi; Ascomycota; Sordariomycetes; Hypocreales; Cordycipitaceae. The record is from RefSeq and is a predicted model, not a curated record. The transcript has 4 exons.